This is a messenger RNA of Diorhabda carinulata, 8036 nucleotides long. RefSeq names its product ion transport peptide-like (gene ITP). Gene Ontology annotation, molecular function: neuropeptide hormone activity. NCBI's taxonomy places the organism in Eukaryota, Metazoa, Arthropoda, Insecta, Coleoptera, Chrysomelidae. Gene Ontology annotation, biological process: circadian rhythm. Gene Ontology annotation, cellular component: extracellular region. The transcript is spliced from 4 exons. The coding region runs from base 237 to 614 and encodes 125 amino acids. The record is from RefSeq and is a predicted model, not a curated record.
UCAUACUCAGUCGGUCUGCAUGUUAAACUCAAACAUUUUUCGUAAAUUUUAACGUUUUUAACAAUCGAUUUGUUGUUUUUCUCUAUUUAUACUUUGUAAAUUAUGAAUUAUUGUGAAUGUUCCGUUGUUAAAAAUAUAACUUUGUCAACCUACAUAAGGUUCGAGUUGUUUAAAGUCGGUUUAUUAUACAGUGUUUACUAAAUUUUCGUAAAUGGGUACUGGUUAAUAAUAUAUUGAUGAAUCACAAAUCAUCGCAGGGUGUUCGAUACACUCAAGUCGGUUGGGUGUGUCUGGCAAUAGGAUUAUUCAUGCAAAUAGUAUCCGGAAACUUGGUAAACAGGUCUCCCAAUCUUUUGAGCCGUCACCGCAUCACCAAAAGGUCCUUCUAUGACUUACAAUGUAAAGGAGUUUACGAUAAAACGAUUUUCGCUAAAUUAGACAGAAUUUGCGAGGAUUGCUACAAUCUUUUCAAGGAACCUUCGAUUUAUUCGUUAUGCAGGGAAGAUUGUUUUUCAACAAAAUACUUUGGAGGGUGUUGUGAAACCCUUCUUUGUGAUGAUAUAGGACAAAUCCAGGAAAUGAUAAAACAAUUAAACGGGGGAGAUGUAAUUUAGGGUAAACUGCUUUUCCGAUAAAUACUUCAGGGGUUGUGUCGAAAGCUUACUAAUGGACGAGGAAUGGCAGGAACUUGAAAAAAUGAUCGAGUUCGUCGGAAAGUAAGUUUUCGUUACUCGACCACCCAGUGCCCUUUCAAUCUAGUCGAAAAAUCUAUCAACAAUUAGGUGAUUAAGUAUAAUUAAUUUUUGACAGAAUAUAGUGAAUGUGUCAUUUCUUACUGUAGCUGGUUCGAUGAUUUUUAUUUAUUUAUUUUCAUAAACAUAUUAUAAAUAUGCCUCACUAAACUCAACAACGAACCAUUUACAGUAAGGAGAAAGUAUUUUAUAUAGAAUGUUAUAUAUAUAUUUUUAUACGUUUUGAUGAAUAGAAAACAUUAAAUCGAGAAAUGACAUUCUAACCGUGAUAAAUUUGAAAAAUAAUCGUAAAAUUGCUUGAUUUUCUGCCUCACAUAUACCGUUUUCCACUGCAGCCUCAAUUUCUACACUCUUUCAAAUAUUGCCUCGCUUUCUAUAUUCUGUUCGAUCUUGCCUCGCUUCCGAAAUUAUUUUAUUUAAUUUUAUCUCUCAAUAUCCAUACUCUUUUCAAUAUUAUCUCCCUUUCUAUACACUUUUUUCAAUCUUGCCUCGCUCCCUUAACACUUUUUUCAAAUAUUGCCUCGUUUUCUACAUUAUUUCCGAUCUUGCCUAGUUCCUUAAAUCCCUUUUUUAAUGCCUCCCGGCCUUCUUCACUCUCUUCGUUAUUUCCCCGCUUCCUAGAGUCGUUUGUUAACCUUGCCUCGCUUUCUAUAUUCUUUUCAAUCAAGCCUCGCUUCCGAAAUUAGUUUUCUUAAUGCUAUCUCUCAAUAUCCAUACUCUUUUCAAUAUUAUCUCCCUUUCUAUACACUUUUUUCAAUCUUGCCUCGCUCCUUUAACACUUUUUUCAAAUAUUGCCUCGUUUUCUACAUUAUUUCCGAUCUUGCCUAGUUCCUUAAAUCCCUUUUUUAAUGCCUCCCGGCCUUCUUCACUCUCUUCGUUAUUUCCCCGCUUCCUAGAGUCGUUUGUUAACCUUGCCUCGCUUUCUAUAUUCUUUUCAAUCAAGCCUCGCUUCCGAAAUUAGUUUUUUUAAUGCUAUCUCUCAAUAUCCAUACUCUUUUCAAUAUUAUCUCCCUUUCUAUACACUUUUUUCAAUCUUGCCUCGCUCCCUUAACACUUUUUUCAAAUAUUGCCUCGUUUUCUACAUUAUUUCCGAUCUUGCCUAGUUCCUUAAAUCCCUUUUUUAAUGCCUCCCGGCCUUCUUCACUCUCUUCGUUAUUUCCCCGCUUCCUAGAGUCGUUUGUUAACCUUGCCUCGCUUUCUAUAUUCUUUUCAAUCAAGCCUCGCUUCCGAAAUUAGUUUUCUUAAUGCUAUCUCUCAAUAUCCAUAUUCUUUUCAAUAUUAUCUCCCUUUCUAUACACUUUUUUCAAUCUUUCUUCGCUCCCUUGACACUUUUUUUCAAAUUUGCCUCGUUUUCUACAUUCUUUCCGAUCUUGCCUAGAUCCCUGAAAUCCUGUAUUAAUGUCGCUCGACUUUCUAUACCAUUUUCAAUUUUGCCUCGCUUCCUAGACUUUUUUUUUAUCUUGCCUCACUUUCUACGUUGUUAUCGAUGUCGCCUCUUUCUCUAAAUUUCUUUUUUUAAUGCCGCCUCGCUUUUUAUACUCUUUUCAAUAUUGCCUUGCUUCUCAAGGUCUUUUUUAAAUCUUACCUCAUUCCUAGACUCUUUUUUCAUCUUGCCUCGCUUCUUAUACAACUCACACUCACUUUUUUAAAUAUAGCCUCACUUUCCAGACUCUUUUUCGAUUUUGUUUCGCUCAAUACACUCAUUUCCUUACUCCUGUCUCACUUUAUAUAAUUUUCUCGAUCUCACAUAAUUUUCUAGACUUGCCUCUUUUUUUAUACUCUUCGUUUAUCUAGCCUCGUAGACUUUUUUUGAUUCCGCCUCGCUUCUUAUACUCUUUUUCUAGUCCUGUCCCACUUUCAACGGUCUUUUUCGUCGUUUAUCUCACUUUCUGUACUCUUUUUAAAUUGCCUCGUUUUUAUACUCAUUUUUUAAAUAUUUAUAUACUGUCUUUUAUCAUGCCUCGCAUCUUGAACUACUUUUUAAAAAUCUUCUCUUAAUUUCUAAACUUUUUGAUCCAGACUCCUUUUUUCGCUUUGGUCCAAUUUCUUAGAUAUUUUUUGAUCUUGCCUCGCUUUAUCGCCUCAUUUGUUGCGAUUGUCCUUCUAUUCCUAUGCACUUUUUUUGAGUUUACUUCGUUUUGGAUGUCGCCCCGCUUCCUAAAUCAAUUUUUUCAAUAUAUUUUCUGUUUAUAGACUCAAUUAGAUAUUGCCUCGCUUCCUAAACACAUUUUUUUACUCUUGCCUCACUUUAUAUACUAAUGCCUCAAUUUCUGAACUUUUUUUGAUUCUUUCUUGCUCCAUAGACUCCUUUUCCUUAAUCCUGUUUUAAUUUUUAGAAUAUUUUUGAGCUUGCCUCGCUUCCUUGCCUCUUUUAUUUCAAUUAUAAUUAUUUUUUACACAUUUUCUUAGUUUACUGCAUUUUCAAAUAAUUUUUUUCAAUUUCUGCCUCACUUUAACGAUUUUUUUUAUCUUGCCUCGCUUCCUAAACACAUUUUUCACUCCUGCCUCACUUUAUAUACUAAUGCCUCAAUUUCUGAACUUUUUUUGAUUCUUUCUUGCUCCAUAGACUCCUUUUCCUUAAUCCUGUUUUAAUUUUUAGAAUAUUUUUGAACUUGCCUCGCUUCCUUGCCUCUUUUAUUUCAAUUAUAAUUAUUUUUUACACAUUUUCUUAGUUUACUGCAUUUUCAAAUGAUUUUUUUCAAUUUCUGCCUCACUUUAACGAUUUUUUUUAUCUUGCCUCGCUUCCUAAACACAUUUUUCACUCCUGCCUCACUUUAUAUACUAAUGCCUCAAUUUCUGAACUUUUUUUGAUUCUUUCUUGCUCCACAGACUCCUUUUCCUUAAUCGUGUUUUAAUUUUUAGAAUAUUUUUGAGCUUGCCUCGCUUCCUUGCCUCUUUUAUUUCAAUUAUAAUUAUUUUUUACACAUUUUCUUAGUUUACUGCAUUUUCAAAUGAUUUUUUUCAAUUUCUGCCUCACUUUAACGAUUUUUUUUAUCUUGCCUCGCUUCCUAAACACAUUUUUCACUCCUGCCUCACUUUAUAUACUAAUGCCUCAAUUUCUGAACUUUUUUUGAUUCUUUCUUGCUCCACAGACUCCUUUUCCUUAAUCGUGUUUUAAUUUUUAGAAUAUUUUUGAGCUUGCCUCGCUUCCUUGCCUCUUUUAUUUCAAUUAUAAUUAUUUUUUACACAUUUUCUUAGUUUACUGCAUUUUCAAAUAAUUUUUUUCAAUUUCUGCCUCACUUUAAUGAUUUUUUUUAUCUUGCCUCGCUUCCUAAACACAUUUUUCACUCCUGCUUCAUUUUAUAUACUAAUGCCUCAAUUUCUGAACUUUUUUUGAUUCUUUCUUGCUCCACAGACUCCUUUUCCUUAAUCCUGUUUUAAUUUUUAGAAUAUUUUUGAACUUGCCUCGCUUCCUUGCCUCUUUUAUUUCAAUUAUACUCAUUUUUUUACAUAUUUUCUUAGUUUACUGCAUUUUCAAAUAAUUUUUUUCAAUUUCUGCCUCACUUUGACGACUCUUUUUGAUUUUGCCUCGCAGCCUACACUCACUUUCAAAAUAUCGCCUCGCUUUUUAUACUAUAUUAUCUUGCCUCGUUUCCUAAUCACUUUUUUGUGUAAACUAAUAAUUUUUUAACAUAUGUUUCACGCUUUUUUUGUCGUUUCUCGUUUUGUAUAGUGCAAGCAACAGAAAAAAAAAACAGAUUUCGCUGAAAAAUGGAUAGAACGGUAUUUAAUUUACCAUAUUUCAAAUUGCAUAUAUAAAAAUAUAUUUAAGGAGGCUUGUGUAAUUAUCUACGACCAAAAUAUAUUUAUAUUUAAAUUUAAUUUAUUUACUUCUUGUUGAGAUUAUUUUUUCAUUGUGUAAGUAUUCUUCUAUAGGGUGAUAGAAAAAUUUAUCGAAGAAUAUACAAGGUGAAAACGGAAGGGGGUCACAAUAAAUAGCGAAAACAUGGUUAUUAAUUUUUUUUUUUGACACGUCCUUGGGAUUGUUUUCGAUACAUUUUUCUUAUUAUUUAUUAUUUUCACUGACAUUCCUUUAUCAGUAUUGUAGUUUUAUUAUACUUUUUUUACGUCACUUUUUUUUAUAAUUGAAUUUUUUUUUCAUAAAUCCAUCGCGACUAAGUACAAAAUACGAAGUGGAAUUAUACAAAAUACGAAAAAUAAGAUGAAAUAAAAAUAUAUUAACGAAUUACAUCGUCAAAAGUAUUUGUGAAAGCUUUAAAUAAAUAAAAAAUUGGAGUUCAAACUAUUAAAACUUAUGAGAUAACCUGUAUAAUGUAUAACAAAACGUAAUUCUAUCAGAUUUUCACGAUAAAGUUCGGUAAAAUAUGUCAAAUAGUUGAAAAUUCUGAGUUUUUCACUACCAAAGUUUAUCAAAACUUUUAUAAUACCCUGUAUACUGGCUUGGAAUUUUAUUAGGACAAUGAAAAACAGCUAAAACUUUAUAAAUAUGUAUAUAAAACACUGAAUAUGAUCUUGUUUGAUAUCAAAAUAAAGGAAUAACUACAUUUGAAAUAAGUGCUUCAUAAAAAUCAUUUUAACUUCUGGAAACCCCUGUAUAACCCAAUGGAAUUUCAUGGAAAUAUCAGAACAGGGUUCAAAUUUCAUAAAUCUAUAAAUGAAACAGUUUUUAUGAUCUUUUUUGAUGUCAAAAUAAGGGAAUAACAUUAUUUCAAAUAAGUGCUUCAUAAAAAUCAUUAUAACUUUUGAUAAACCCUGUAUAACCCAAUGGAAUUUCAUGGAAAUAUCAGAACAGGGUUCAAAUUUCAUAAAUCUAUAAAUGAACAGUUUUUAUGAUCUUAUUUGAUGUCGAAAUAAGGGAAUAACAUUAUUUCAAAUGAGUGCUUCAUAAAAAUCAUUAUAACUUCUGAAACCCCCUGUAUAACCCAAUGGAAUUUCAUGGAAAUAUCAGAACAGGGUUCAAAUUUCAUAAAUCUAUAAAUGAACAGUUUUUAUGAUCUUAUUUGAUGUCGAAAUAAGGGAAUAACAUUAUUUCAAAUGAGUGCUUCAUAAAAAUCAUUAUAACUUCUGAAACCCCCUGUAUAACCCAAUGGAAUUUCAUGGAAAUAUCAGAACAGGGUUCAAAUUUCAUAAAUCUAUAAGUGAAAUAGUGUAUAUGAUCUUAUUUGAUGUAAAAAUAAGGGAAUAACAUUCUUUCAAAUGGGUGCUUCAUAAAAAUCAUUAUAACUUCUGAAACCCCCUGUAUAACCUAAUGGAAUUUCAUGAAAAUAUCAGAACAGGGUUCAAAUUUCAUAAAUCUAUACGUGAAACAGUUUUUAUGAUCUUGUUUGAUGUCAAAAUAAGGGAAUAACUUUAUUUCAAAUAAGUGCUUCAUAAAAAUCAUUAUAACUUCUGAAACCCCCUGUAUAACCCAAUGGAAUUUCAUGGAAAUAUCAGAACAGGGUUCAAAUUUCAUAAAUCUAUAAGUGAAAUAGUGUAUAUGAUCUUAUUUGAUGUAAAAAUAAGGGAAUAACAUUCUUUCAAAUGGGUGCUUCAUAAAAAUCAUUAUAACUUCUGAAAAACCCUGUAUAAUCUAAUUUAAUUUCAUGGAAAUAUCAGAACAAUGUUCAAAUUUGAUAAAUCUAUACGUAAAACAGUGUAUAUGAUCUUAUAUGAUGUCAAAAUAAGGGAAUAACAUUAUUUCAAAUAAGUGCUUCAUAAAAACCAUCAUAACUUUUGAAAAACCCUGUAUAACCCAAUGGAAUUUCAUGGAAAUAUCAGAACAGGGUUCAAAUUUCAUAAAUCUAUAAAUGAACAGUUUUUAUGAUCUUAUUUGAUGUCGAAAUAAGGGAAUAACAUUAUUUCAAAUGAGUGCUUCAUAAAAAUCAUUAUAACUUCUGAAACCCCCUGUAUAACCCAAUGGAAUUUCAUGGAAAUAUCAGAACAGGGUUCAAAUUUCAUAAAUCUAUAAAUGAACAGUUUUUAUGAUCUUAUUUGAUGUCGAAAUAAGGGAAUAACAUUAUUUCAAAUAAGUGCUUCAUAAAAAUCAUUAUAACUUUUGAUAAACCCUGUAUAACCCAAUGGAAUUUCAUGGAAAUAUCAGAACAGGGUUCAAAUUUCAUAAAUCUAUAAAUGAAACAGUUUUUAUGAUCUUUUUUGAUGUCAAAAUAAGGGAAUAACAUUAUUUCAAAUAAGUGCUUCAUAAAAAUCAUUAUAACUUUUGAUAAACCCUGUAUAACCCAAUGGAAUUUCAUGGAAAUAUCAGAACAGGGUUCAAAUUUCAUAAAUCUAUAAAUGAAACAGUUUUUAUGAUCUUUUUUGAUGUCAAAAUAAGGGAAUAACAUUAUUUCAAAUAAGUACUUCAUAAAAAUCAUUAUAACUUUUGAUAAACCCUGUAUAACCCAAUGGAAUUUCAUGGAAAUAUCAGAACAGGGUUCAAAUUUCAUAAAUCUAUAAAUGAACAGUUUUUAUGAUCUUAUUUGAUGUCGAAAUAAGGGAAUAACAUUAUUUCAAAUGAGAGCUUCAUAAAAAUCAUUAUAACUUCUGAAACCCCCUGUAUAACCCAAUGGAAUUUCAUGGAAAUAUCAGAACAGGGUUCAAAUUUCAUAAAUCUAUAAGUGAAAUAGUGUAUAUGAUCUUAUUUGAUGUAAAAAUAAGGGAAUAACAUUCUUUCAAAUGGGUGCUUCAUAAAAAUCAUUAUAACUUCUGAAACCCCCUGUAUAACCUAAUGGAAUUUCAUGAAAAUAUCAGAACAGGGUUCAAAUUUCAUAAAUCUAUACGUGAAACAGUUUUUAUGAUCUUGUUUGAUGUCAAAAUAAGGGAAUAACUUUAUUUCAAAUAAGUGCUUCAUAAAAAUCAUUAUAACUUCUGAAACCCCCUGUAUAACCCAAUGGAAUUUCAUGGAAAUAUCAGAACAGGGUUCAAAUUUCAUAAAUCUAUAAGUGAAAUAGUGUAUAUGAUCUUAUUUGAUGUAAAAAUAAGGGAAUAACAUUCUUUCAAAUGGGUGCUUCAUAAAAAUCAUUAUAACUUCUGAAAAACCCUGUAUAACCCAAUGGAAUUUCAUCACGAUUAUACGACAGGGUUUAAAUCUAAGAAAUUGAUAAAUUUUAUACUGAUAUCGAUGUAAUUCUUAUAAAAAAUCAAUUGUAUAAAUGAAACACUCAAAAAACGAAAAAAAAAAAUUAUUUUUCUGUAGUUCCACUUAUUUCAUAUUUAUAUCAUUUUCUUCUCGAUUCUUUGUAGUGCUGGUAACUAUAUUAAUUAUAAUUAUCAUUAAAGACGUGGAAAAUUUCCUUUUUCUCCAUGGCAGCUUUAGGUAAAUAAUCUACUAGUCCAUUAAAGUAAUUU